AUGGAUUCCUUGGAACCCCCGGCCGGAGGUGAUCAGAACAGAGGCCCCGAGUUGGUUGCCGUUAUUUGGGUCUUCACCGCGCUGGCCUCCUUCGUUGUUAGCCUCAGGCUGUUCACAAGGGUCAAAAUCUUGAAAGAGACUGCUCUUGAUGAUGUAUUUACAAUUCUUUCUCUGGCUUCACCAACUCUGAUACCUGUUUAUUUACGCAGUGUUGAGGCGGAUGUGAUCAUCAUCGCCGCCUGCAUUCCAAGCCUCCGUCCAUUCGCUUUAUCUGUCGGCCAGUCCCUCCGGGAUAGUAAUGGCAAGUCUCGCCCCAAACGAGCUUGGUAUCAACAGCAUAGCAGUGAUGUACCUCUUGCAUUGAAGCCAAUGGUACCGGGUGAGAAUGGCAAUGGAUCCAACAAUAGCACCGAGGGUGGGUUGAGUCGCGCUAGCUCGACUCCACCGAAGGUGGUUCAAGAAAACCAUUGA
Messenger RNA from Letharia lupina, 471 nucleotides. RefSeq lists its product as uncharacterized. NCBI's taxonomy places the organism in Eukaryota, Fungi, Ascomycota, Lecanoromycetes, Lecanorales, Parmeliaceae. The record is from RefSeq and is a predicted model, not a curated record. Bases 1 to 471 code for a protein of 156 amino acids. The transcript has 2 exons.